Anisakis simplex (herring worm) is the source of this 1518-nucleotide messenger RNA. NCBI's taxonomy places the organism in Eukaryota, Metazoa, Nematoda, Chromadorea, Rhabditida, Anisakidae. The record is from the annotation of a GenBank genome assembly.
AUGGACGUUGAUGACCAUCAGGCGUGUACGUCUAUGGACGUUUCAGAUAAUUUACAAUUAUCUGAUCAGAUUGAAUGGCGGUUUUCACAAGUCAAAGGCAAUAUUGAUCCCGACGAAGGCAUUACUUCAGAUGCUGAUAUCAUUUCUUGUGUUGAAUUUUCGCACGAUGGGGAGUUUCUAGCAACUGGUGAUAAAGGUGGACGUGUAGUAAUUUUUCAGCGUGAUCAAAGUGUAAGUAAUGCUGGUCUUCUCUUUUUAAUUUGUCUCGACGAUAACAGUGACCAUUGCGUUUCAUGUCAUAUUUCUAGUGGGAAAUUCGUGAAUGGUCAACGAUCAACAGAUUAUAACGUUUAUUCAACGUUUCAAUCGCACGAACCAGAAUUCGACUACCUCAAGUCGUUGGAAAUUGAGGAAAAAAUUAAUCAAAUCAAAUGGCUCAAAAGGAAGAACGCUGCCAAUUUUAUCCUAUCGACUAAUGACAAAACGAUUAAACUUUGGAAAAUUUCUGAGCGUGAGAGGAAAGUGGCUGAUGGAGGUUGGAAUUUAGCCCGUAACCCGGAUGGUUCGAUUGGUGGGUUUAAUGGCCAUUUAAAACUUCCCCAGUUAGUACCAAUGGAACUAAUUGUUGAAGCAUCUCCGCGUCGAGUAUAUGGCAAUGCACACACUUAUCAUGUGAACUCAAUUAGUGUUAAUUCUGAUCAGGAGAUGUUCCUUUCUGCUGAUGAUCUUCGAAUUAAUUUAUGGCACUUGGAAAUCACAAACGAAAGUUUCAAUAUUGUUGAUAUUAAACCUGCGAAUAUGGAGGAAUUAACUGAAGUAAUAACAGCAGCUGAAUUUCAUCCAACACAAUGCCAUUGGUUUGUUUAUAGUUCAUCAAAAGGUUCAAUUCGACUUUGCGAUAUGCGUGAUCGUGCAUUAUGCGAUACACAUGCUAAACUAUUCGAGGAAAGUGAAGAUCCGCAGAGUCGUUCGUUUUUCUCAGAGAUUAUAGCAUCUGUAUCCGAUGUUAAGUUCUCACAUAAUGGACGCUAUUUGCUUACGCGUGAUUAUCUAACUGCUAAGGUAUGGGAUGUGAACAUGGAAUCAGGUCCAGUUGAAACAUAUCCGGUGCAUGAAUAUCUCAAGUCAAAAUUAUGUACUUUAUAUGAAAAUGAUUCGAUAUUCGAUAAAUUUGAAGUGGGCUGGAGUGGUGAUGAUGCUCAGAUUCUUACGGGAUCGUAUAACAAUUUCUUUCGAACAUUUCAACGAGGUUGUCUAGAGACAGCAAAAACUUAUGAGGCGCACAUUGAAAAACCGGGAACAGCGCUGCGUGCACGACGUGUGAUAGCGCAGGGUUCAACUCGUGGAAGUAAGAAACGCGCACACACAGGUGGUAUACCUGACUCGAAUGCUGAAGAAGAGAUUAAUGCAGACGUAUUGGAUUUCACUAAGAAGAUUCUACAUACUGCAUGGCAUCCACACCAAAAUAUUAUUGCUCUAGCUGCAACGAAUCGUCUUUAUAUUUUUCAAGACAAAUGA